Mustela lutreola (European mink) is the source of this 3768-nucleotide messenger RNA. RefSeq names its product clarin 2 (gene CLRN2). The transcript is spliced from 3 exons. Lineage: Eukaryota; Metazoa; Chordata; Mammalia; Carnivora; Mustelidae. The record is from RefSeq and is a predicted model, not a curated record. The coding region runs from base 199 to 897 and encodes 232 amino acids.
AGAAACUUCCGGAUGUGCUGGUAGUAAACAUAGGCUGUGGAGGCAGGCAGUGAGGGAGGACCGGGAGAUGCACUCGAAAUCCUGAAAUGCCGUGUUUGGAAGAGCUGACCCUGGAGCCGGAGACCGCAGAGUGUCCAGAGAAUGCCGACCACCUUUGCCACCCGUGGGACACCUGCAGGAUAACCUGCACCCACUAGAAUGCCUGGAUGGUUCAAAAAGGCGUGGUAUGGGCUGGCAUCUUUACUCAGCUUUUCCUCCUUUAUCCUGAUCGUUGUUGCCCUGGCCGCGCCCCACUGGCUGAGUGGGAAAAUCCUUUGUCAGACUGGAGUGGACCUGGUCAACGCCACCGACCCAGAGCUGGUCAAGUUCAUUGGGGAUAUUUACUACGGGCUCUUCCAAGGAUGUAAAGUGCGACAGUGCGGGCUCGGGGGCCGCCAGUCCCAAUUCACGAUCUUCCCACACCUGGUGAAGGAACUCAAUGCAGGCCUCCAUGUGACAAUUCUGCUGCUCCUCUUCUUGGCCUUGGCCCUGGCUCUGGUCAGCAUGGGCUUUGCCAUUCUCAACAUGAUCCAGGUUCCAUAUAGGGCAGUCAAUGGCCCUGGGGGCAUCUGCCUAUGGAACGUCCUUGCAGGUGGAGUCGUGGCAUUGGCCAUCACCAGCUUCAUGGCCGCCGUCGAGUUUCACGACCUCACCGAGCGCAUCGCCAACUUCCAGGAGAGGCUCUUCCGCUUCGUGGUGGUGGAGGAACGGUACGAAGAGUCCUUUUGGAUCUGUGUGGCCAGUGCCUCCGCCCACGCUGCGAACUUGGUAGUGGUGGCCAUCAGUCAAAUUCCGCUCCCGGAGAUUAAGACCAAAAUCGAAGAGGCCACGGUCACGGCUGAGGAUAUCCUGUAUUGAUCGUCCCCUGUGGCUCACACCUUUUCCUGAGUCAGUUCUGCAGUGGGACCCCGCACCACAUUUUGCGCGCAGGCUUUGCAGUCCAGAGCGCCCCUGUUUUGGAAGUUAAGAAGGAGAAAGUGGAGAGAGGCAGGGCGGUGCCUGGACCAGAAAAGAAAGCUUUCCCAUACUCCCGGCAUCUCUGCCCUUCCCUCUCACUGACCUUGGAGUUAGAGACUCUGCUACUUGCCAGCUGUGUGGACACUGGACAAUUCACUUAAUUCCUGCUUCUCACUUUCCUCAUCUGUAAAAUGGAGGUAAUAAGACCUCGCAAGGUUGUGAUGAGGUUUAAAUGGGCAAUAUGUUGCCAACCUUUGAAUCAAUAUAUGUAUCUGGGAUUAGAGUCUUCUACAGAUAUAAGGUAAUGAACACUCCAAUAAAUGUCUAUAGACCCCUGUUCUGUUCCACAAAAUAUGAGGGGUGGAAGUAAAGAGGCAUAUGGUAACACCCCUGCCCUCCAGAAACAUUUAAUCCUUCCACAUGACAGGCAUCAGAUAGCAACAAUAACACUAAGAAUGAAAAAUAAUUUCUUCUCUCUUUUUUUUUUUUUUAAUGGUUACUAUAUACUGGACACUGAUCUAAGAGUCCUAUAUAUAUGGGGUCUUCACUAUAAAUUCAGAUUGUUGGUACUUUAUUUCCACCUUAUAGAUAAGAAACUAAUGUAUCCAGGGAUCAGUUAACUUGCUGAGGUCCAGAAUUCAGUUGAGGAAGUCUAAAACCAAUCUGUAUACUUGCAACCACUUUGCUAAUCGGCUGUUGGAUGGAUGUUCAAGCAGGUGGAAUGCAAUGUGAUAAAUGUUAUGACAGUAGGUGCAUGAAGGACUGAGGGAAGGAAUUCAUUCUCCUGCAUGGGAUGUGGUACUAAAGGAAGUAUCACAGAGCUGACAUUUGAUCGGAACUUCGAAAGAUGAGUAGAGUUUUUCCAGUGGGGAAGGAAGCAGGUUUGGAGAAGGGCAUUUCGGGAUGAGUCAGCAAUGGGGGGGGGGGGGGGGGAGGACAAGCGAUGGAAUUACACAGCGGGCCUAGAGACAUGCGAACACCCAGACUGAUUAGAAUGUUGUUCUAAUUCACCAGUUAGAUAAACCCAGUUGCUUUGUGUUGGGUUUCCCUUCAGCAGUACAAUGAUGGUGAAUUAUAUGUGCCAACUCGGCCAGGCCACUGUACCCAGAUAUUUGGUCAAACACUAUUCUAGACGAUUCUGUGAAGGUAUUUUUUGGACAGGAUUAACGUGUCAAUCAGUAGACUUUGAGUAGGAGAGAUAGCCCUCCAAGAUGUGGGUGGGUCUCACCCAAUCUGUUGAAAGCCUUAGGAAAAAGACUGACCUCCCUCAAGGGACUGGGAAUUCUGCCAGCAAGCUGCCAGGGGACUCAAACUGCAGUUCUACUUGGAUUGGAGAUCCAAUCCCAAGCCUGCCACCCCAGCCUGGACUUGCCAGUCUCCACAGUCAUGUGAGCCAAUUUAAAAAAAAAAAAAAAUCUCAUCGCUUCUCGGCCUUUUGGCUAAAUCAAGUGUAAACAAAAAAUUCUCUGGGGCGCCUGGGUGGCUCAUUUGGUUAAGCAUCUGCCUUUGGCUCAGGUCAUGACCCCAGGGUCCUGGGAUCGAGAUCGCCAUGGGGCUCCUCGCUCGGCCUCUGCUCCUCCAACUGCUCAUGCUCUCUCUCUCUCUCUCUCAUAGAUAAAAUAAAAUCUUUUUUAAAAUUUCUCUUUCCCUCUGCCUGUCUCUCUCUCUCAAUUUGCGCACACACACAUACACACACACACAUCCUGUUGAUUCUAUUUGUCUGGAGAAUCCUUGCUCAUACAGGUACAAAACUCCAUUAACUCACUUUCCUACAAUGCCAGCUGAGGUGACUCCUUUGUCAGGUCUCCUGGCUUCAUGCCAAGUAAGUCAUCUCAUUCCCUAAAUUAGCUCCAUCAAAAAUGACACCCGACUUUGCUUAAUGCUAAGCUUCUGGAGGCUUCCAUGGCAUCUCUCUGUUCUAAUUGCUCAUGAUUCCCUGCUGGCCCAUCUGUCCCUUCCAGCCUUCUAUCCCCAUCCCACACACAGAGGCAGUACUGUUUACCAGACUGAUGUCACUCAUCAAAUAUGCAGAUGGCACAGGGCUAGAAGGGGUGGUUAACGUGAUAGGAGAUGGAUCCAAGAGAUAGUGCCAGAGUGCAGUGCUGAGUUGAAAACAAGCAGAAAUAUCCAUGUCCUAUUAAAUUUACCAUAAAGUCCUCCUGACAGUUGAAAAAUAAAUCAUACAGAAGACUGGCAAGUUUAUUUAGAUAACCAUCUGAGUCUUGGUACAUUUAUUCAUUCAGUGAGUACUGAAAUUGAUCUAGGGGCUGGGAGUAGAGAAGAGAACAGACAGACAAAAAUCCCUGUGAUUCACACUGGACUAACAACAUUAGUCCAGCCACAGCCUUCAACGUGAUCACUGCUUCAAGGGUGUGCAGACUGCCGCACACGGGCAGAGGAAAUUCACUUUUGCCUCUAACAGUGGAAUGACCUCAUCAAGACGCUAACCUGGACCAAGAUAGUGGGUUCCAGGGAGUCCAACUGCAGGCUUUUGUGAAUUUUCCUGGAAACUGAGUCCAGAGCUUUCAAGAGCUUCGGAAGCAUCUAUAACACCUUGAAAGUUUUAAACCGUGACCACGAGGUAACACCGAACCUGGUAUAAACACAGCAUCAUGUUCCAUGAGGUCCUAGGGACCCUCCUCCACUCCUCUUAUGAAGUAAGUAAGGUGAUUCAUAGGCUCUUAUUCCCCCUCCUCCAAAUUGCAGACUUGAGUGUUUCCCUGUUGCUAAUGACAGUCUAAAUAGGAAAUAAACUCCUACUUUAAAAAUUAA